AUGCUGGCCAAGAUUGUGAGAGAUGAAUCUCAAAAAAGAACUGCUGUGUUCAGGGUGACGGUGCUGGAUGCCACGUGUCUGAUGAUUUUGGGUCAGGUUGGGUGUAAGAUUCCCAAUUCUAAAUGCAGCAUCAGUGACCCUUUGCCUUUUCUUCACAAGGAAUACAAACCAGGAGACCUCAACAUUGUAGGCAUUCUGUCUAAGAUCUACAUAUUUUAUAACAUGGUGGAAUUCAAGGAACCACCCUCUAGUAAUCUUUUUGAUGACAUUCUGGUCAUGACACCUCUCUUUCAGCAGUUCCUGGCUUUGCAAUUUGCAGUCAAGGAAAUCAAUGAAGAUCCUCAUAUAUUACCCAAUCAUACCCUGGGCUUCCAUAUCUACAAUAGUUAUUUUACUACCAUUUGGAUUUAUCGUGCCUCGUUAGAAGUAUUUUCUGCUCAGAACAGAUUUACUCCCAACUACAGCUGUGACCGGCAGAACAGACCAAUAGCUGUCAUUGGAGGGCCAACACCUGCAGUUCAGGCCCAUAUGGCCACCAUCCUGUCUCUCUACAAAACACCACAGCUCAUCUAUGGCUCAACUCCAGAGAUUAAUGCAAAAACAGAGGCCCCUAUAUACCAACAGAUGUUCCCAAAUGUUGGCCAUCAGUACAAAGGAGUUCUCCAGCUAUUGCUAUACUUCAGAUGGGCUUGGAUUGGGGUGUUAUAUUCAAAUAAUGAUUAUGGUGAAAGAUUUAUACAGGAUAUAGCUCCCAUGUUUUCCCAGAAUGGCAUCUGUUUUGCUUUCAGCGAAAGAUUCCCAGAAAUAACUUAUUCAAAUAAUAUUUUAUCUGCUGUGGAAUCUGGGCUUGAAAUGUACAAUGUUGUUAUGGGAAGCACAGUUAACGUAGUGAUGAUGUUUUGUGAAAUUGAACACAUGAUUCUUCUGAGAUUGUUUCCCACUUUAUCCAAAUAUGAAGGAAAGCCACUAUGGAAAAGAGCUAAGGUGUGGGUUAUAGCAACACUGGUGGAUUUUACUUCACUGCCCUUUCAGAGAAAUGAGGACAUGGAUUUCCUCCAUGGGGCCCUGUCCUUUUCAAUUCACUCAAAGGAAGUAGUAAGAUUCCAGAAAUUUCUUCAGAUGAGUUCUUCAGAUAAGUCUGACUUAGAAGAAGAAGAAAGCUUUAUUAGGCUUUUCUGGGAAAAUGCAUUUGAAUGUUCAUUCUCCAACUUCAUUACGGAUGAAGAAAAUAAGACUAUCUGCACUGGAGAAGAAAAACUUAACAGUCUUCCAUCAUCUGUCUUUGAAAUGGACAUGACCGGCCAUAGCUACAGUGUUUACAAUGCAGUCUAUGUAGUAGCACAUACAUUACAUGACUUCCAGUCAUCUCUUUCUAAAUACAGAAAAGUAGAGCAGGAAGCCCAGCGGAAGCUUCUAGAACAGCCACUCUGGAAGAGGGUCAAAGUUGGAAGGAUAGACCUGAUAGAUUCCCAAGAAGAGAUGCUUACCAUUGAUGAGGCUAAUAUUGUAUGGCCACAGAGAUUUAACCAGGCUCAGCCACUUUCUCAGUGCAAUAACAAGUGCCCUUCAGGCCACAGUAAAAACAAGAUAGAAGGGAAGCCAUUUUGCUGCUAUGAUUGCCUUCGAUGUCCAGAUGGGAAAAUGGCUAACCAGGAGGACAUGAAUGACUGUGUUGAAUGUCCGGAAAAUCAGUACCCAAACAAGAAUCAGGAUUUGUGUAUCAAUAAGGUUAUGACCUUCUUGAUGUAUGAAGAAAUUGGAGGAAGUAUUUUGGCCAGUUCUGCUCUAUUUUGUUUUUUCAUCACAGGUGUAGUCCUGGGGAUCUUUAUUAAACACAUGGAUACUCCACUAGUUAAAGCUAACAACCGGAACCUUACCUAUAUUCUCCUUGUUGCUCUCAUGUUGUCUUUCCUAUCAGCCUUGCUAUUUAUUGGCCAACCUUCCAAGGUGACAUGUGUCCUUCGUCAAACUGCAUUUGGCAUCAUCUUCUCAGUAGCUAUCUCUUGCAUUCUGGCUAAGACCAUCACUGUGGUUGUAGCUUUCAUGGCUACCAAACCAGGCUCAAAGAUGACCAAAUGGGUGGGGAAAAGACUAGGCAUGUGCAUCGUAUUUUGUUGCUCUUCUAUUCAAGUCAUGAUUUGUAUUACAUGGUUGACAACCUUCUCCCCAUUCCCAGAUGAUGACAUGAAUUCAAUAACAGAAGAAAUCAUCUUGGAAUGUAAUGAAGGAUCAGUCUUCAUGUUCUACUGUAUCUUGGGCUUUAUGGGCUUCCUUGCCAUGGUCAGUUUCAUAGUGGCUUUCUUAGCAAGAAAAUUGCCUGACACUUUCAAUGAAGCCAAGUUUAUUACCUUCAGCAUGUUGGCCUUCUGCACUGUGUGGCUGUCCUUCAUUCCCACAUACCUAAGCACAAAAGGGAAAUACAUGGUUGUUGUAGAGAUCUUUUCUAUUAUAACCUCCAGUGCUGGGUUACUAAGUUGUAUCUUUUUCCCCAAAUGCUAUAUAAUUUUAUUGAGACCUAAUCUGAACCAAAAAAAGCAACUAACACAGAAAAAGCAAUAA
This is a messenger RNA of Ahaetulla prasina, 2559 nucleotides long. RefSeq names its product vomeronasal type-2 receptor 26-like. Gene Ontology annotation, biological process: G protein-coupled receptor signaling pathway. Bases 1 to 2559 code for a protein of 852 amino acids. Gene Ontology annotation, cellular component: membrane. NCBI's taxonomy places the organism in Eukaryota, Metazoa, Chordata, Lepidosauria, Squamata, Colubridae. Gene Ontology annotation, molecular function: G protein-coupled receptor activity. The record is from RefSeq and is a predicted model, not a curated record. The transcript is spliced from 6 exons.